Messenger RNA from Salvia miltiorrhiza (redroot sage), 1434 nucleotides. RefSeq names its product S-type anion channel SLAH4-like. Gene Ontology annotation, cellular component: membrane. Bases 189 to 1265 code for a protein of 358 amino acids. The transcript has 2 exons. Gene Ontology annotation, biological process: transmembrane transport; intracellular monoatomic ion homeostasis. NCBI's taxonomy places the organism in Eukaryota, Viridiplantae, Streptophyta, Magnoliopsida, Lamiales, Lamiaceae. The record is from RefSeq and is a predicted model, not a curated record. Gene Ontology annotation, molecular function: voltage-gated monoatomic anion channel activity.
ACAACAAAACAAAUGACGCAUCCACCACUUUUAAAUUUUUAAUUAAUGUUGAAAUAAACUAUAUAUACUAUAUACACGAUCCCUUUCUUUUUCCUGUUUUAAUUAUCUCACAUAUACGCACUUCAUCUGUCAACUAGCUAGCUAUAUUAAUAGUCAAAGUUAUAGGCGCUUCUCUUCACAACACAAAUAUGGAGGUCGAAAGCUGUGCAAAAUCCCCCAUUAAAGAUUUAGCCCUAGUAGCCAUAACAAGAACUCAUGCUGGUUAUUUCAGAAUAGCCCUUUCUCUUGGAUGGCAAGCUUUACUAUGGAAAAUCCUACUCCGCGAGGCUGAAGAUUCAAGAAUAAAAAUGUAUUUCCUAACCAUUCUAUGGUCUUUCUCUCUCUUAAUCCUGGUUGUUCUGUCUCUGCUGUACCUGCUACGAUGCAUCUUCUUGUUGGAGAUGAUCAAGGGCGAGUUCUCCCACCACGUGGGAGUGAACUACCUGUUCGCCCCCUGGAUCUCGUGGCUGCUUAUUCUGGAAUCGGCCCCCUUCGUCACCCCCAAGCACGUCUCCUUCGUGGUGCUGUGGUGGGUCUUCGCCGCCCCCAUCGUGCUUCUCGACGUCAAGAUCUACGGCCAGUGGUUCACCAAGGGCAAGAGCUUCCUCACGGCGGUGGCCAACCCGAGCAGCCACCUGUCCGUGGUGGGGAACUUGGUCGGGGCGCGCGCCGCCUCCAAGAUGGGGUGGCGGGAGGUGUCGCUCUUCCUCUUCUCGCUGGGGAUGGUGCAUUACCUCGUGCUCUUUGUCACGCUCUACCAGCGCCUCUCCGGCGGCGACCUGCUGCCCACCAUUCUACGCCCGGUUUUCUUCCUCUUCUUCGCCGCGCCCAGCGUCGCCAGCCUCGCCUGGUACUCCAUCUCCGGAAGCUUCGACACCGCCUCCAAGAUGAUGUUUUUCCUCUCGCUUUUUCUCUUUACGUCACUGAUAUGCAGGCCGUCUCUAUUUAAGAAAGCAAUGAGAAAAUUCAACAUAGCAUGGUGGGCUUAUUCGUACCCGAUAACUAUACUGGCUUUGGCUUCGACACGAUACGCGCAAGAGGUCAACGAUGUGGUCGCUCAUGCCAUUCGCUUCUUCCUAUCAGCCUUGUCUGUUUUGGUCAUAUUUGGUCUGCUGCUUUUCACUGCUUUCCAUCCCAAGUUGCUCUUGUCCGAAGACGAUCCGCCUCUUCCUUCCACCGCCGCCGACGCUACUACUUUUCCUAAUUACUAUUUAUCUACCAAAUAGUUUACUCUCUCUAUAUUAAGUGUCAGCUAUGUCUAAAAUUACUUUUUUUCAAAGGAGAAAAAGUAUAUUGUUUUAUUAAAAAAACUAGCAUUUGCACUCGUGCAUUGCACACGAGAAAUACUGUUAUAUUUAUUUUUGCUAAUAUAUGAAUACAAAGUAUAAUUAGUUA